Molecule: messenger RNA, 969 nt
Organism: Aspergillus melleus
Lineage: Eukaryota; Fungi; Ascomycota; Eurotiomycetes; Eurotiales; Aspergillaceae
Exons: 3
Coding region: 1-969 (322 amino acids)
Biological process (GO): ergosterol biosynthetic process
Cellular component (GO): endoplasmic reticulum
Molecular function (GO): sterol 24-C-methyltransferase activity
Source: RefSeq, a predicted model, not a curated record
AUGGUAGACGAAAAGAAAAAGACAGACACCCAGAAACAAGUCGAACAGAAUUCACAAUUUUACGAGCACGGCACAAGCCUUAUCGAACAUAUCUUCGGCAGCUUUAUCCACGUAUUUCGCUUGACUCCUGGUGAAACUCUCGCCAACGCAGUCACCCGACAUGAACACUACCUAGCACUAUGGUUGAAAGUGAACAAAUACCAAAAAGUCCUAGACGUCGGUUGCGGCAACGGCGGGCCCACACGAGAAAUCGCGCGAUUUCUUGACGUGAACGUUGUCGGUGUUGAUUUGGAAGAGCAUCACAUUCAGCAUGCAAAGAGGUUUACAGCGGCAGCCAAACUGGAAGAUCGCGUCUCGUUCAAGGCAGCAGACUUCAUGGAUAUGAAGCUCGACGAAGCCUCAUUUGACGGUGCUUAUUCUAUCGAGGCAACUGCUUACGCACCUGAUCUCCAAGCUGUAUACGCGCAGAUCUUCAAAGUCCUUCGACCGGGUGCAAGAUUUGCUGUCUACGAGCCAGUCUUGGCGAGUAAGUAUCGCAAUGAUGACCCGGAGCAUCGCGAGAUCCGACGUAAAUAUGAACAAGUAUUUGCAGCGCCACCACUCCGGGAGGCAUCGGCGGCAGUUGAAGCAAUGAAGGCGGCGGGCUUCGAGAUGGAACUUGCGGAAGAUUUGGCGGAACGACCAGGAAGUAUGCCAUGGUAUUCCCCUAUUGAUGGGUCAUAUGGCAUGAUGGCGUCGGUGUCAGAUACGUUUGCCAAGAAUUACUAUUCGUUCCUUAUGAGCUCGUUCAGAUCUCGGGGGAUCCUGUACUAUUUGACUGGGGCUCUUGAGAAGCUCAGGAUCCUGCCAUUCGGGACGCGAGACGAGGCAGUGCAGAUAAUGGAGGCAAUGGGUUCCCUUUUAAAGGCGGGUGAGAGGGGAAUUGUUACGCCGAUGUUCUUGAUGGUUGGGAGGAAGCCCGCAGCCUAG